GGCAAUAUGUUUCACCACGUAGUAUCAUAUAGACGGUCUCUUGUGUUGAUAUUGUGUACGAUAUUGUUUUUGGAGACUCAAGCUAAUUCAGAUAUAUGCAACAUAUGUAAUUGCAAUUCACUUACAACGAGUGUAAAUUGUGCAAAUCGCAAUUUACAAUCAAUUCCACAACCAAUUCCGACGAAUGUUGAAUAUUUAGAUCUGAACGAGAACAACAUUGCAACCAUCAAAGAAGGAGCAUUCACGGGGCUUUCGAAUUUAAAGACAUUACGUCUUGGCAACAACAACAUCGCAACCAUCAAAGAAGGAGCAUUCACGGGGCUUUCGAAUUAAAGACAUGUAGUUCGUUUAG
Molecule: messenger RNA, 352 nt
Organism: Octopus sinensis (East Asian common octopus)
Lineage: Eukaryota; Metazoa; Mollusca; Cephalopoda; Octopoda; Octopodidae
Product: leucine-rich repeat-containing protein 4-like
Exons: 3
Coding region: 7-333 (108 amino acids)
Cellular component (GO): extracellular matrix
Molecular function (GO): protein binding
Source: RefSeq, a predicted model, not a curated record